UUCACCAGAAGAGGGCAUUCCGCUUCUGCCUGUCAAAGUUGCUUUGACAUGCAGACGUGAUUAACGGCAGCGUCAUGCUGCAUUUCAAACCUAGCAGCAGUGAGAGCAAAGGGAACGAUUGAGCCAAAAAAAAAUAAUAAUAAUAAAAGAGGGAUGUUUGGAUGACUUUCCUAAGGGACUCGCUGACAGCGCUUCACACUCACUUGGGAAUAAACCUGCUGCUUACUUUCUUUCAGUGUGCCGCGCAGAACACAGACGAAAAAGGUAUUUUACCAGAAACAUUUAUGGGAAAUAACGGCUUGCUUUUUUAUAUCACGCCAGCGCUUCUGUGAAAUUCCAGACGGGAUUUUCGCGGAAUUUCCGUGCGCAUGUAAGCCUGACAUGACUUACUUGGAUGUGACAUUGUUACCGUCUGCGCCAGCUGCAGUGCUCUUUUUGACUGUUACUUCAAGAAAGAGAGAAAAAGAAACUGAUCAUUUGCUUUGCUUCCGAGACAUGGAUAGAGAGUUCUGAAGCCGGAUUUUGCACCCUUUUAAUCUGGAGUCGGGAAGUAAAUGACAUUCGCUCCGGUUCGUUCGGACGGGUGUAGUUGCAGAACUGAACAGGAUAAGGCAUCGCAGGUCCGGGAGAGUGAAAAAGGGCAGGUGCGUUUUGGAGUCGGCGGCUGCGCGGACAGAGCGGAAAGCCGACCGGUGGAUUGGGACGGUACCUGUGUGUGCUGUGGAGAGCGCAUCAUGCGGACUCGGAUGUCACGCACAAUGAGCCAUUAAAACCUAUAGGCUGGAGCUAAAACAGAUACGCGGAUAUGGGCUCUGCUCUGCAGCGUCGCUGGCUAUUGUUCCAACUACUGAUGCAGGUGUGGCUGGCGGCAAAUCCAUCUCUGAGUGAGCGCCACUGCCCAAAGAGUUGUCGCUGUGAUGGAAAAAUUGUCUACUGUGAGUCAAGCGCCUUUCGUGAUGUCCCCAAAAACCUCUCAGGAGGCUGUGAGGGCCUGUCGUUGCGGUACAACAGCCUCUCCAGCCUUCGUGCAGGCCAGUUUGUUGGCCUCAACCACCUUAUCUGGCUCUACUUGGACCAUAAUUACAUUGCCUCUGUGGAUGCAAUGGCGUUCCAGGGGGUCCGCAGGCUUAAAGAACUGAUUUUAAGUUCCAACAAGAUCACAUUGCUCCACAAUACAACAUUUCACCCUGUCCCUAAUUUGCGUAAUUUGGACUUGUCAUACAAUAAACUACAAGCAUUGCAAACUGGUCAAUUCCAAGGUUUACGGAAACUUCUCAGCCUUCACAUACGAUCUAAUUCACUAAAAACUCUGCCAAUGCGUCUGUUUCAAGAUUGCAGAAAUCUUGAAUUUGUUGAUCUUGGUUACAAUCGCCUGCGGAGUAUUACUCGGAAUGCACUUUCUGGCCUCGUCAAACUCACUGAGUUACAUUUGGAGCACAAUCAGUUCUCCAAGAUAAAUUUUUCCCAUUUUCCUCGACUCUACAAUCUACGUGCUCUUUACCUGCAGUGGAAUCGCAUUCGGUCGAUGAGCCAGGGCCUGACUUGGACCUGGGCCUCUGUCCAGAAACUGGAUCUUUCAGGGAAUGAAUUGACAGAAGUAGAUCCCAUAGUUUACCAAUGCUUACCAAACCUGCAGACUCUCAAUCUGGACUCCAAUAAGCUGACUAAUGUUUCUCAGGAGGUUGUUGACGCUUGGAUCUCACUGACCAUGAUUAGUUUAGCAGGAAAUGUUUGGGACUGUAGCCCUGCCAUCUGUCCACUUGUGGCUUGGCUGAGAAACUUUAGAGGGGCAAAAGAGACUACAAUGAUUUGUGCAUCCCCCAAGAAGGCUCAGGGAGAGAAAGUGAUGGAUGCGGUUGAAGCCUUUGGGGUUUGUCAAUCAAACCAAGGGACAACCCUUACAAUAAGCAUUACUCCAAACCUAUCCAGUGUCCCUUUGCAAACAGAGCAUAUCCCAUCUGUUCUGGUCAUACCAACUAACUCUGGAAAGAGAGCUGAGGGAUCCCUUUGGGGUCCUACAUCAAUAGCAGUUACCCCACCUGUUGCGCUUCCUCCAGAGCAAGACUUGGAGCCUGUGUCUUUCCAUAAGAUUGUGGCUGGAAGCGUUGCCCUGUUUCUGUCUGUUGCAAUGAUCCUGUUGGUAAUCUAUGUGUCCUGGAAGCGCUACCCUAACAGCGUCAAACAGCUCCAGGAGCACUCAGCAGCAGCACGCAAGCGUCACAAGAAACCCCGAGAGACGGAGCGCACCCUUAGCUCCCCUCUGCAGGAGUACUAUGUGGACUACAAGCCCAACAACUCUGAGGCCAUGGAUGUGCUAGUCAAUGGGACUGGACCAUGCACCUACACCAUCUCAGGCUCCCGAGAAUGCGAGGUUCCCCACCAGAUGGGUGCCCUAACCUUUUACCGCUAUGAACAGCCCAUUGUUGACUACUGCCAGGCCCAUCAACCCCUGCGGCUUAACAUGGGAUACGAAGGCCCACCUCAGGGACUGGAGGGACUUGAAGACCUGGGGCCAUGUGACAGGGGCACAAUACAGACAGUGGCCUUGCCUGCAGUGCCCUCUGUUGCCAGCAUAGGUGGUCCUGUGCCAGGGGCCCGGUCUCCUCCUCUGCCCCUCAUGCAACAAACUGAAGGCCCCAACAGUGGUCCUUAUCCUCCCCCUGAACGCACUGGAACUCUCAAAUUUGGACGUUAAAGAAUCUGGUUGUUAGAGGUGGGAGGAAAGCCUGUGAUUCAACAUUACUUUGGAAAGAAGGGGGCAGGUGGGGCCUUGUUUUUACCACAUGAGUACAUGGACGAACAUUUUCAAAAUAUGCCAGCGGGGGUAUGGCAUUGGAAAUACAGUCUUACAGUAAUACAGUAUGGUGGGAAAAUCAUCAUUCUGAUUUUCUUUCAAAAGCAGCUCAUAGAAAAACUCCUGAAAACCUUUACUACCUACACACAAAAAGUAAUUUAGCAGAUGAUAAACAGAGUUACUGUGUGGCCUAAUCUGGUCUUCAUCAUGUCUGAUGUCAGCCCAAUGGCUCUCCUGUUCACAGUGGCAGCAGUCAACUUCUGUAAUGUCAGGAGUGAAAGGGGACGUGCAAUAAACACACAUUAUUGAUCAUAAAAUGCAGAAAUAAUAAUAGAUCUCAGAGGUUUUGUGAGGCACAGGAGGCUUCUUAAUGUAAUUAGAGAAUUAAUCUCAAAAGCUGAUGACAAAGUGAUACCUGCAUUAUCGUUCCGGAAAUAAUCACAAUCAGACUUUGUUUUUUUUCCUGUUUCUCUGGAUGUUGUAUUUAGUACUGGAUUUGAUUUUUGUGCAUGUUAAACCAAAGAGUUUGUUAAUAACUUUCUUUAAUGCACAUACAUAAAAUAUCAGUUGUAUUACACAACAAGCCCCUUCCAGUUCACACUUACCUCCAAAGCCCCCUGCUGUUUAUGAAGGACUUUACAGAUGAGCUAAGCACUGAAGUAUGAGUCAGAUCACGUAGCUGAACUGAAAUGUCAGACAGAUUUAUUAUAGUCAUGAAAUUGAUCAGAUGUAUAAAGGAAACUAUGAACAACAGCAUCCAAAGCCGUAUAUCAAAGAAAAAAAAAAAAGCAUAUAGAUGCCCUUUAAAUAGCAAACGGCUAAUCACUGUACACAAAUGUACCCCAGGUGAAUGAAUCACUAUUCUUUAGAAAGCCUUUCAUGUGGAUAUUCAUGAGAAAAUAAGUACAUCUAGAUGAACAUGUGUACAUAUUAUUCAAAUGGUUCAGCCAACUGAAGGUAAAACCACUCUCACUGCCCCGAAAUUGUCAUCUGAAACAAAUCAAUGAUUGACAGAAUCAUGACAGAAUGGACUACAAAAGGAGUAACUUGCUACUAGGUUCCUCUUUCCCUGCCGCCACAGAGAACAACAAUGCUGACUGGAGGCAUGUUGAACCAGCAAGCUGACUUCUGUUUGACCUGCAUAUGAACCCACGGACUGUAUUGGGAAUAUUGUUGUUUUUGUCCUGAAAGUGUUCAAUGGAGUUUUAUGCACUCAGUAACCCUGUGGUUGCUGUGUUGAGCACUACUUAUGGAGCCGUAGGGGACUUAACAUACAGCAGCGACAGGCUGUCAAGUAUAGUCUCUGGCUCGAUACAAAGUGUUGUGGAAGCUGACCACAACAAUUCGGGGUGACAAACAGCUCAACAGAUCGAUACAUCCUUAUGAUGGGUAUAUAUGAAGCAAAUUAUUAUUGUUUUCUUUUCUCUCUUUGGUUUGAGACAAAGAGAAAGUUUCUAAAGUGUUCAAAGAUGAUGUCAAGAAAUUCUAUAAGACUCACAGAGGGACUGCAUAAAACAGAACUCAAUCAUUGUGUAAAUAAAAAGUCUUUAAGAAGAAAAAAAGAUACAAACUUCACUUCUUCUGAAACAAACUGUGAACAGAAGAGGAGCCUUAUUCACUUUCCAGUGGGAAUAUAUUACCAGGAUGACUUGGUGAGGAGGUUCCUAUUGUAAUGCUCUUGUUGUUUCAAUGAUAAAUAUUUUUUUAUCUGCUCCCUUCAUAUUACCAGUUAAUUAAAAUGAUAUGAAGAUUUGUCAAACCCAUUUCAAGUUACCUAAUCACAUUUAGAGGGAAGGAUUGGAACCCUUAUUAUUUGUAAGGUUCUCUGAAUGGCCUCUGUAUUUUUUGUUCUCACACUUGUACAUGCUAAAGAGAUAAACCUUCAGGUAGUGGUAACAUGAUGUGUUAUUUGUAACACAGUCUAUUCAUCUCAUUUUGGAAUUACAGUGCUAUCUGCCAUUCAAACAUUUCCUGUGUGGAGAAGUGUGCUAACUUGUGAGAAAAGGAGUAAUUUUUUUCAUGUGCCAUUAUUUUCUUAUAUGUUCUACCAAAAACCAGGCCCAAAAACAAGUGACUCAAAUGUUAUUGCAUCACAACUUCGAAGGGGUUCAUUCCAUUUAUGUACAGGUCAUUACAUGAAAAAAUGCAGUUGACUCACUCGAAACGGUUGCUUUUCAGUGCUGGUGGAGUUUACUUUAUAAUUACAGCUGUGCCAAUGUCUUUAUAACAGGACCUCCCUCAGUUCUACUCGUGUAUUAUUGUCUUGCCUUUUGUAUCACUCCUAAUAACUCCCUGGCCUGAAUUUCAUGUCUGCAGCUUGGUGACUCAGGUGAACCUGUUAAACCUAGUUCUAUUUCUGUCCGCAUGUUUAUACAAACAGUGACGGAGAUAUUUCCAGCUGGGAAUGGCCUAGAACCAGCAGCACGUGUCUCGAACAACAUCUCUGUUUCAAAAGCAUUUCAUUUGCUGAACCGUUCAUGCUCUUGUCUUUCCUGAAAUAGACUUCCCUGACACUAUAGGCUACGACAGAGAGAAAAGCUCGCAUUGUGCCCCCACAUCAGACAAGGAAUUUGCUUUUUAUAUUCUCCAUGUGUGUCAUAUUUAUGUUAGGUUCAGAUCAUUAAUAAUGGUUCAAUUUAGUUUGUAGAAAAAGAUUAAAGCUUAUUUGUCCUUCAUGUGUAAUUAGAAAAUUGUAAUAAAAUAUAUGUAUAUUUACAGUUACAAAGCAAUGUUUGAUUAAUCAUGACUACAGCCCUGAUAAAAUCAGAUAUAUUAAGCAGAACGUUUGAAUCCUGCUGCCAGUAAUUAUCCAGUCUUUUGUUCAUUUUUUUGCCUUCAGAGAGCUGGAAGCACAAGCGCUGCAUGCUAAUGAUGCAUGCACGAGCUGAAGUCCAGGCCUGUCUGUGAGAACCACCGAGUGCCAACAUGUUUUAUUUUCUCUCCUGCUUUGUUUGUUAAUAGUUUUGUGCACCAAAGGGUCCCCUUAAACCCUAACACUCUGAGUUAGGGUUUAAGUUCUGACUGGGACCAUUCAUUAAAAGUGUUUCCCUUUUUCUUCUUGCUUCAGGAGAUAAGAGUGAAGGUCUAAAGGAUAGCUAUAAAAAUUUAUGUAUUUUAAAAGCUUAUGCUGAGAAAAAGAAAUAUAUAUCACUUUUGGAAAAGACACACUAUGUCACUAGUCAUGGGCCAGUAGUAUGAGGUUCUCACAGUAUGAGAGCCCUCGGUUAAAAGCCACAGUUAAACAGUAUCAUGCUAUUUACACAAACAUUUUACCAAAAAUUGUAGAACAUGAACACAUGUAUUUUAUUUAAAAGAGAAGUGCAAGUUAUUCAUACUGCUGCUGAUCUAGUCAUCAGUAGUAUUUACUUAUUGAUAUUUGGAUUUUGAUAUGCUUAAGUUAAAUUAUUGAAUGAACAACCACAAAUUUGAGCUGUAGUUUAGCUGGUUAAUUGGUCAGGCUAUCUGCUAAAGUAGCAUUUCAGCAAUUGGCUGAUUAACUGACAUGCCAUUUGUAGUUUACAAACUGUUCUUUAAAAAUAGCUUUACCUUAAUAGCAGUGGUAAGUGGCAUUUAAUAUUAUGACUGCCUGAUCUUUUUGCAACCAGAAAUAUUUCAAAGCACCCAAAGGUCUCUAUCUUGUAAGCAUGGGAAACAUGCAACAGCCUUCUUUUAGUCAGCUAACCAGUGGGGAGGGGAAGUACUGCGUUACUCAGUGCUCCAUGUAAUCAGGGAAAACUCCAGAGACAUUCAGUGGAAUCUCAUUAAAAUAACUUUAAACUGUAAGAAUGGAAGGGAAGGAAGAUUUAGCAAUUUUAAAAGUGUAAGUAGAGAUGCACAGAGAAUUAAUCAUGUCACUUUUUAGCUCUAGCUGUCUACAUUCUCUACAGUAAACAAAGGGAUUACAUUUUUUGAAACACUAUUUCUUCUAACAAUGAUAAUUGCUAAUUUAAGGCAGUUAAAAGUUGAACUCCCUAAUAUUUCCUUUGUUUUCAAUAAAAACCCUUUAUUUACAGUGAUUCCGUUUUCAGUGUGACAUAAUCACACAUAAUCUACUGAUGCAUCUCAAACUACAACUUUUUAAAACCAAAGUAUACUUUAAUACAUGGCCCAUGGCUAGAUGAUUUAGAUGUAUACCGUCUUGUGUUAUGCAUGCCCUCAUUCACAAACACAUCAUUUGCACUAAUACCAAGAAUUAACUAUUGACUCAAUCUAGUGCAGAUACAGUCAAGCAUAAACGCAUAUAUACACACUAGAAGAAAAAUAAUAACAAAAAAGGACAUCACAUAUGUCUUGGUAAAUGAUAAUAAACUACUCCAGGUCUUGACACAGCUAUCCAUUCCAGUUCACCCAAGGCCAUCUGUGACGGUUCACUAGGCAGUAAUACAUUACCUGAUAAUAAAUAGAGUUGAAAAAUUAAUUUUGAGCUUGACAUGGAUUUGUGGUUUUUCCUUCUCUGCCAUACAUCUGUGUCUUACCAGCAGGCAGUACUGGAGUAUGCCCAUGCAGCACACAUUUAUGGGUUUUGGAAUCCAGUCAGCACGUGUACACAUGAAGACCAGGCUUGGGCAGAAGACUAUAUGCUAAUGUGCCAAUUUCCAGUUGGAAUAUUUUUAUUUGUUGGUUGUAUUUGGACCUAAAGCAUUUAACCUUGUUAAAGCUUGAAAGACCAGAAGCAUUGCUACUGACUGAUCUAACCUGCAUGUACACAGAUGGCCUGUUUGUGUGCGUAUGUAUACGUGUGUCUGCAUCUACUGUACAGCAGCACCUACUCCUCUACCUCCUCUGAAUGAACAUCACCAUUACGCAUGUUCUUGCCAGCCCAUGCCCCAUUGAUUGUUAUUGUUCCACGCUGUUUCACAUUAGCAGGAAGUCUUUAACCUUCGACCCACAUUGUUGCAGCUUUGUUUUUCUGUCAUUGCUCAUGUCAUGGUGGCACAGAAAUAGAAAGGCAUGAUCAUUAACCUCUGUCGGGGAAACACACUUUUUCGUUUGUCUGACAAAGCUCUAAUUGGAUUUAAUGUAAGCACUUAAGAGAAGAAGAUUUCUUUUUAUUGAAAUGUGCCCAAUUGUUCUCCAGCAGUUGGGUUGAAAGUGCCAUGUGAGAGCAAGCAGCGGGAGCCUGGCAGAGAGCAAUAUCAGAAUUAAUCAUUGUUACCAUGUGGUUACCACAUUACCUUCUUUAUUUGUUUUCUGUCAUUUAUUUUUUAAUGUUUGCUUCUUUUAAAAUGCUUUCAAUCCAGCCACAGGAUCCCCACCUUCUCCUUUUCAUCCUUUCCUGCACAGAGAGUUUUUUUCUUUUUUAUGUAAGUUGUAAAUAUGCGCUUCACUGUUUUACUUUACUAGUUGGUUUGUUGUUACUUUUUUAAAACUCUUAUUCAGUUUUUUUAUUGUAUCAAAACAUUAAGCAUUUUUUUGUGAAGACCUGGUCCAAGCGCAAAAACAUGGCUCUUCUAUGAGUAUAUUAUUGUCAGAAAAUGUUUUGUAAAAAUUUUGAUGAUGAUAUAAGAAAUAAAAUUAUAAAGGUGGGAAA
This is a messenger RNA of Girardinichthys multiradiatus, 8324 nucleotides long. Its product is annotated as leucine-rich repeat transmembrane neuronal protein 4. The transcript is spliced from 3 exons. Bases 806 to 2695 code for a protein of 629 amino acids. The record is from RefSeq and is a predicted model, not a curated record. NCBI's taxonomy places the organism in Eukaryota, Metazoa, Chordata, Actinopteri, Cyprinodontiformes, Goodeidae. Gene Ontology annotation, molecular function: protein binding.